UAAGUAAGAUUUUUCUGUUUCUGUAAUGUGAUGUGAAGACACAGGUCCGGUUUGCCACUUUAUGGAUGCAACACCAGCCACAGUCCUCUGUCCCAACUUAGCAAGUGGCUUAAAGUUUGCAUUUCAAAGAGAUUCUAGCGCGAGCUCUCUGACGUAACACCCCCGUGUACCCGUCCCAUGGAUGUAAGGAGAAACCGCCCCAUCUACUUCCUGGUUCUCGUUCCUGUAACUACGGCGACUGUUCGGCCGCGUCACCGGUUGGCGGAGCCGCUAUGACAUCAGCGGCAUGUCGGGAAUCCUCUCCUGUUUGACGGCGUACCGGAGCCGCAGACCCCGCGGGGAAAGAAACGGCACGUACUGUUUACACGUGAGCCGUCAACUUCACCGUGUUUUCCUGCCCCGUGUUCUCAUUUGAGCCCCGGUCCGCCGCCGGAGAGGAUGUGUCCGUGUGUCUGUGGGAGACAAGUUUAGUGACAGAAGUUAAAGAGAGAGAGACAACAUGGUGAACUGCAUCUUCAUCUGCACUUCCUCCUUAUAAACACAAGAUCUGAGAUCUGUGCUGCUGCUAAGGUGACUCGAGCGAGGCCGGCUGAAUCAGCUGGUAGAUAAGGUCCACGACAGUUAGACCUGACCAGCCGUUUGUUUACUGACAUCCUGUUGAACUGGUCCAGCAGAUUUUUGUUACAACCCGAGGUGCCAGUUUCAAUCUGAAGCUGUUACUAAGGUGACCUGAGCGAGGCUGACUUCACAAGAGGGUCUGCCAUGUUUCCUGAUGCCCUAGAAGCAGCUGGGCGGGUUGAGGGCCUGCCGCUGUCCUCCCCGCAACCGCUGCCAGAGCUGGAGGAAGAGGAAACAGAGGCAUCAGUGGAGAGGGGGCCCAAGAGACGAGGCCGCUACCGGCAAAGCCUGCAGCUUUUAAAGCCCUUCAGGAUAACUCACAAACAUCAGCACCCAGUCGAUAACGCUGGCUUCUUCUCAUUUAUGACUCUGCACUGGCUCUCCCCACUGGCGCUGAAGGCCUACAAGGCGUCCAGCUUGUCUAUAGAUGACGUGUGGGGACUGUCUUGCCACGAAGCCUCUGAAAUCAACUGCCAAAGGCUUGAAUCUUUGUGGCACGAUGAGCUGAAAAGACGAGGGCGAGAGGGCGCGUCCCUGUCAAAAGUCUUCUGGAGGUUCUGCCAGACCCGCAUGCUGGUGGCCAUCUUCUCCCUCCUCAUCACAAUGGUGGCAGGCUUUGUUGGGCCCGCUCUCCUGGUUCGAGCUCUGCUGGAGUAUUCCCAGAGCUCACAGAUCUAUGUGCCGUACGGCCUGUCUCUGGCAGCCGGGAUCUUCCUCAUGGAGCUGAUGCGCUCCUGGUCUUUGACGCUCAUGUGGGCCGUCAACUACCGUACUGCAGCACGCCUCCGUGGGGCAGCUCUUACUUUUGCCUUCAACAAGAUCCUCCGCCUACGCAGCACUAAAGACAUCGGCCCAGGCGAGCUGAUCAACAUCUGCUCCAGUGACGGCCAGCGGCUGUAUGAAGCGGUGUCAGUGGGCUGCCUGCUGGCCGGGGGGCCCCUCGUGGGACUGCUGGGUCUGUCCUACUCUGCAUACUUCCUGGGCCCCACAGCUCUGAUUGGGUCAGCUGUUUUCAUCCUCUUCUACCCUACCAUGAUGCUCGCAUCGAGACUGACGGCGUACUUCCGCAAAAAGUGUGUGGCCGUGACUGACCAGCGCGUGAGGCUGAUGAACGAGAUCUUGGGCUGCAUAAAGUUCAUCAAGAUGUAUUGUUGGGAAGAUGCCUUUGAACAAAAUAUUGACAAGGUGCGAUCGAAAGAGAGAGGGAUACUGGAGAGAGCUGGGGUCAUCCAGAGUCUCACAGUGGGUGUGGGUCCCAUUGUCCUGGUGAUAGCAAGCGUGUGCACUUUCACCCUUCAUAUGGCUUUGGGCUAUGACCUCACUGCGGCCCAGGCUUUCACCGUGGUUGCCGUUUUCAACUCCAUGACCUUUGCCCUCAAAGUCACACCAUCAGCUGUGAGGUCACUGUCGGAGGGUGCAGUCGCCGUCCAAAGAUUUCAGAGGCUCUUUAUGAUGGAUGACAGAGAAGCUGUUUUGGUCAAAAUGGAGGAUCCUGGCAAUGCGGUAGAAUUUCAGGAUGCCACACUGGCGUGGGAAAAGGCGCGCUCUCCGGCUACGAAGCCUAACCCGCCUCCCAAGAAGCAAGGAGGGAUGAAACGCGUCUUCCGCAGGGAGAAGCUCAGCCUGUACAUUUCCACAGAGGACAGCAAAGUGAGCAAGGAAGCUCCCAAUGCACAAAGCCUCCUCACGAAUAUGGAGCUGGAGAGUCCACAAAGCACCAUCUCCUCGACGCAAAGUAUGCGACCUCCGCUGCACAAGACCCUGCACCGCAUUGACCUGCGCGUUAAGAAGGGUUCAUUGGUUGGAAUCUGUGGAGGUGUCGGCAGUGGAAAAAGCUCUCUUCUGUCUGCUUUACUUGGACAGAUGACCCUGUUAGAGGGAAAUGUAGCUGCAAGUGGUGGAUUUGCAUAUGUGUCACAACAAGCCUGGAUCCUCAACGACUCUCUAAAGGAGAACAUCUUGUUUGGGAACCAGUACGACCCUGACAAAUAUAAUGCCAUCCUAGAAGCCUGCUGUCUCCUCCCAGAUCUUGCAGAGCUCCCUUAUGGAGACAUGACUGAGAUUGGAGAGAGGGGUGCCAACCUGAGUGGAGGGCAGCGUCAGAGAGUGAGCCUGGCUCGUGCCCUCUACAGUGAACGGCCCAUACUUCUCCUGGAUGACCCUCUCAGCGCUGUGGACGCUUGUGUGGGUUCCUAUGUCUUCCGUAAAGCUAUCAGGGGUUUUGGCAAAGGAAAGACUGUGCUCUUUGUCACCCACCAGCUGCAGUACCUGUCUGAGUGUGACCAUGUUAUUCUGAUGAAGGAUGGGCAGAUUUCAGAGUGCGGCACUCAUGAGCAGCUACUGGCUAAAGAGCGUGACUACGCCACCCUGUUCAACAGCAUGCAACAGGAGAAUCUGGUGAAAGAGAAUUUAAAAAACAAACAGCAGAGGACAGACACUGAAAAGGCUGACAGCACUGUUGAUGUUGCCAAGGUCAGACCAAAGGUGGAAAACAAGAAAGGAGAACAACUGAUGAAAGCUGAGGAGAAGGGCUCUGGUGCAGUCGCCUGGUCUGUGUAUGGUGCCUACGUCAAAGCAGCAGGAGGUCCAAUAGUCUUCCUCAUCAACGCCUUCCUCUUCAUCUCCACCACAGGCAGCAUAGCCUUCAGCAACUGGUGGCUGAGCUACUGGAUCACUCAGGGCAGCGGGAACACAUCAUUAAUCUUGGUCAAUGAGACGACAGCGGGCAACAGCAUGAGACUGAACCCUCACAUUCGGUAUUAUUCAACUAUUUACGUCGUAUCCAUGGGAGCUGCUUUACUGCUGAAGACUAUGAGAGGGCUUGUGUUUGUGAAGUGCACGGUGAAGGCUGCCUCCGUGCUGCACGACAAGCUGUUCCGCCGGCUCCUCCUCAGCCCCAUGCGCUUUUUUGAUACAACACCCCUGGGUCGUAUCCUGACCCGCUUCUCCAGAGACAUGGAUGAGGUUGACGUACGUCUCACCAUGCAAGCUGAAAUGCUGCUACAGAACCUCACCCUGGUGCUGUUUUGCUUGGUGAUGGUGGGCAUCGUCUUCCCCUGGUUCCUGAUAUCCAUCCUGCCCCUGGGAGCCUUCCUCUUCUGCGUCAACCGUGUCUCCAGGGUUCUGAUUCGCGAGCUGAAGCGCCUGGAGAACAUCAGCCAAUCACCAUUCACCUCUCACAUCACCAGCAGUCUUCAGGGACUCUCCACAAUCCACGCCUACGGAAGAGGGCGCGACUUCCUCCAGAGAUAUCAGGAAUUGCUGGACACCAACCAGGCCUCAAACUACCUCUUCAGUUGCGCUAUGCGUUGGCUGGCAGUCCGCCUGGACCUCAUCAGCAUCGCUCUGAUCACAGCUGUAGCACUUCUCAUUGUCUUCAUGCACAAUCAGAUACCUCCAGCCUAUGCAGGCCUGGCCAUAUCGUACGCAGUGCAGCUGACCGGCUUGUUUCAGUUCACGGUGCGGCUGCUCACAGAGACUGAAGCUCGGUUUACAUCAGUGGAGAGGAUCAAUCAUUAUAUAAAGAAUCUAGAGAGUGAAGCGCCCCGACAAAGUCCUGAGGCAGCCGCUCCUGCCCCCUCCUGGCCUCAGCGGGGAGAGAUCACCUUCCAGGAUGUAGAGAUGAGUUAUCGUGACAAUCUGCCACUUGUGCUUAAGAGUCUGUCCUUCACCAUCCUGCCUGAAGAGACCAUCGGCAUCGUGGGUCGCACCGGAUCAGGGAAGUCCUCUCUGGGUGUAGCUCUGUUCAGACUGGUGGAGCUGACCGGAGGCUCUAUUACCAUUGACGGAAUCAAUAUCGCCCAGAUUGGUCUGGAUGACCUGCGGAGCAAGCUAGCCAUCAUUCCUCAGGAGCCGGUGCUCUUCAUCGGGACAGUCAGGAGCAAUUUGGACCCCUGGGAUCAAUACUCUGAUUCCCAGAUAUGGGAAUCUCUCGAGAAGACUCAUAUUAAAGAGAUGGUCAGCCAGCUGCCUCAUUCGCUCCACUCGGAGGUGACGGAGAACGGAGAGAACUUCUCAGUGGGAGAACGACAGCUGCUCUGCGUGGCCCGGGCCCUGCUGCGCAACAGCAAGGUUUUGAUAUUGGACGAAGCAACAGCCGCCAUCGACACUGAGACAGAUCUUCUCAUUCAGGAGACCAUUCGCAGCGCGUUUGGCAGCUGCACCACCCUCAUCAUCGCCCAUCGUCUGAACACCGUGAUGAGCUGCAGCAGGGUCAUGGUCCUGGACAACGGCCAGAUUCUGGAGUUUGACAGUCCCGCCGCCUUGCUGGCAGAUGAAAACUCGAGAUUCAGAGCCAUGAUAGAAGCCUCAGAAAACCAAAGCAGAUAAAAGACGCCGGGCCCUGAUCUUCAGCGGAAUACCUGCAUUGCACAAAGAACACAGUUAAUUCAAUCCUGCCGCAGUGUGAAAGUCACGUGUUAAGAAAUACAGAGGGCUCCUGUGAUGGCCGCUAUGUGCAACAAUGUCUGUUUAUUUCCAAACCAAAGACCGAAGGGACCACAUUUCUGAAGGGCACAUCAAAUCUCACAAAGACAGACGUAACAGCCUCCUGCUCUUUGCCACCGUGUCACAAGAGUUAUUUCCCGGAGGCCAAAUAAUUAACUUUCAGUGAAACAGAGCAACGACUCUGACAACAGCACUUUAUAUUUCAUGUGGACACAUUAAAGGACAUGCGGUGCUUCGUUUUUCCUCGGGAGGCCAGCUAAUCAGUGACACUCUAAUUAGUUUUAGUCAUUUUAUUUCCGUUAACUACGACCUCACAGCGCAGGAAUUUACUGUGAAGGAUUACUGUUGAUUAUUCAAUAUAGUAUAUCUAUAAACAAAUCAUCUAUUAAUCAUUCCUAGUAAGUACUGUCUGAAACAUGCAAAAAAAAAAAAGUUUUGUUUUUUUAUGUAUAAUGCGUCUAGUUCAGUGUUUUAAUGCAGUUAUCUCAGUAAAUUAUUGCAGAUAUGUGCCUAGAGCAGUAAACACUUCAGGUCAUAUAAUGGAGUUAGCCAUGUGAGCAUAUUAGACCGCAUGCAAGUACUGUGUUAUGAAAAGAGCUAAUGUUUUCUUCUAAAUCCAAAUGCUGGAGUUUUUAAAUCCUCGCUUUUUAGACUGCUGUUUUUAUGUUGUUUGUUUUUUUUUUUAACAGCAAAGUAAUUGCAGUGUUGGACAAAUGAUGUUAUACUGUUGUGAUCGAAGUGCAGGGGUGUUAAAACUGAUCAACAUCAGGACGUGUCUUCAAAUGUUGUGUUCUCACAGAGCUGGGGAUCGUAAAACUUCUGCCUUAUAGUCAAGUACAUGCUGAACAAUCAUGAAGAGUGCAAUAUCUUUCUGUUGCAUCGAUGCAUUGUCAAGAUUGCCUUUGUACACGUGAGAUUAUGAUGUUGCAAUAUUUUUCUUCUUUUGUAAAUGUUUGAGUUGUUUUUUCAAUUAAAAUAUUUUUUAUAUA
Acanthopagrus latus (yellowfin seabream) is the source of this 6053-nucleotide messenger RNA. RefSeq names its product multidrug resistance-associated protein 5. Gene Ontology annotation, biological process: transmembrane transport. The transcript is spliced from 31 exons. Gene Ontology annotation, molecular function: ABC-type transporter activity; ATP binding; ATP hydrolysis activity. Gene Ontology annotation, cellular component: membrane. Bases 763 to 4947 code for a protein of 1394 amino acids. The record is from RefSeq and is a predicted model, not a curated record. NCBI's taxonomy places the organism in Eukaryota, Metazoa, Chordata, Actinopteri, Spariformes, Sparidae.